Molecule: messenger RNA, 1644 nt
Organism: Chanos chanos (milkfish)
Lineage: Eukaryota; Metazoa; Chordata; Actinopteri; Gonorynchiformes; Chanidae
Gene: coro1ca
Product: coronin, actin binding protein, 1Ca
Exons: 11
Coding region: 89-1507 (472 amino acids)
Biological process (GO): actin filament organization; neural crest cell migration
Molecular function (GO): actin filament binding
Source: RefSeq, a predicted model, not a curated record
CAGUAACCGUCCGGGGGCCCGUUGGAAACCGUACUGAUUACAGAAUAACUCGUCGGUCAGGAAUAUAUUGUACACCAGCCGAAAAGAGAUGUCCCGACGGGUUGUGCGACAGAGCAAGUUCCGGCACGUUUUCGGCCAGGCGGUGAAGAACGACCAGUGCUACGAUGACAUCAGGGUGUCCCGCGUUACCUGGGACAGCUCCUUCUGUGCCGUCAACCCCAAAUUCGUUGCCAUAAUCGUGGAAGCCAGUGGCGGAGGAGCUUUCCUUGUUCUGCCCCUUCAUAAGACUGGUCGUAUAGACAAGGCUUACCCCACAGUGUGUGGUCACACUGGCCCCGUGCUGGACAUUGACUGGUGCCCACAUAACGACCAGGUGAUCGCCAGUGGAUCUGAAGACUGCACAGUCAUGGUGUGGCAGAUCCCUGAGAAUGGACUGACCAUGUCUCUGUCGGAGCCGGUGGUGGUUCUGGAGGGUCACUCUAAACGCGUCGGCAUCGUCACCUGGCACCCCACCGCUCGCAACGUCCUCCUGAGCGCCGGAUGCGACAACCUGAUCAUUGUCUGGAACGUGGGAACCGGCGAGGCCCUCAUCACUCUGGACGACAUGCAUCCGGACGUCAUCUACAGCGUGUGCUGGAACCGUAACGGCAGCCUCAUCUGCACGGCCUGCAAGGACAAGAAGAUCCGCGUGAUUGACCCGCGCAAGGAGGAGAUCAUCGCGGAGAAGGAUAAGGCCCAUGAGGGAGCCAGGCCAAUGAGGGCCAUUUUCCUGGCCGACGGGAACGUCUUCACCACAGGCUUCAGCCGAAUGAGUGAGAGACAGCUGGCCCUGUGGAACCCACAAAACAUGGAGGAGCCGAUUUCUGUCCACGAGAUGGACACCAGCAACGGGGUUCUCCUGCCGUUCUACGACCCUGACACAAACGUGGUUUACCUGUGUGGGAAGGGCGACAGCAGCAUCCGUUACUUCGAGAUCACGGAGGAGGCUCCUUACGUCCAUUACCUCAACACGUUCUCCUCCAAGGAGCCCCAGAGGGGCAUGGGCUACAUGCCAAAGAGAGGCCUGGACGUGAACAAGUGUGAGAUCGCCAGGUUCUACAAAUUACACGAGAGAAAGUGUGAACCCAUCAUAAUGACUGUACCUAGAAAGUCGGACCUGUUCCAGGAUGACCUGUAUCCGGACACUGCCGGACCGGAAUCGGCCCUGGAGGCCGAGGACUGGUUUGAGGGGAAGAACGGGGACCCCAUCCUUAUCUCCCUGAAGCACGGCUACAUUCCCGGCAAAAACCGUGACCUCAAGGUGGUCAAGAAGAACAUUCUGGACAACAAGCUGACGAAGAACACGGAGAACACCAGUCCGAAGUCUGGCAGCACCACCCCUUCCAUUAAAAGCGAGGCCAAGCUGGACGAGGUUUUGAAAGAAAUCAAGUCCCUCAAAGACCUGGUCAGCAGUCAAGAGAAGCGAAUUGCCAAACUAGAGGAGCAGUUGUCCAAAAUGGACAUCUAAGGACCCUUCCUCUACACCUGCUCAACUAUUCAGGAUGUUCGAUUGAUUGGCAGGAAGCUGGGCGGGACAGGGUCACUGCCAAUCUCCACGACAACGUUCCGUCUGAUGCCUGCCUAGCAACAAUCCCACACAACAUU